AAAACCACCCCUUCGAUUUCAUUCCCUCACCUCCCUCCUUGAACACAAACAAACAAUUUUGCAGAGAGAGAGAGAGAGAAAUCUCAGUUGAUUUCAAUCUCUCCCUCUAUUAUCCAUUUCCAUAGUCGCCUGCUGUAACAACACAUCAUCUUUGAGUUCCUGCAUUGCCUUUGAUCCUACUCGUUUACCCUUAAACUCACACUAUCUGAAUAUUUACUUGGAUAAUUAAUCUAAGAAAAGAAGAAAUAUGGUGCUCUGGGUUUUCGGGUAUGGGUCAUUGGUGUGGAACCCUGGAUUUGAAUAUGAUGACAAAGUGAUUGGCUUCGUCAAGGAAUACAGGCGCGUAUUUGAUCUUGCCUGCAUUGAUCACAGAGGCACGCCUCAGCACCCUGCUAGAACAUGUACAUUGGAGAAAAAACAAGGAUCUCUCUGCUGGGGUGCUGCCUAUUGUGUUCGCGGAGGGCCAGAGAAAGAGAAGGCAGCAAUGGCGUAUCUGGAGAAAAGAGAAUGUGAGUAUGAUGAGAAAACAUUGGUAGAUUUCUACAAGGAAGGUGAAUCUGAGGUGCCCUUGCUCACUGGAGUCAUAGUGUUCACUUCCACUCCGGAUAGGAUAUCAAAUAAGUACUAUUUAGGGCCUGCUCCUUUGGAGGAGAUGGCAAGGCAGAUCGCGACGGCCUUUGGACCUUGCGGGAACAACAGGGACUACCUCUUCUCCUUGGAGAAGGCCAUGUUUGACAUUGGUCAUGAAGACGACUAUGUGAUCAAGCUAGCGAAUGAAGUGAGGAAGGUGCUGGGAAUAGUGAGUGUCGUGGCGAAGGAGAAGAAGUUGUCCGCUCCAUCCCUUGUUCCUCUAAAGUCGAGCUUGUCGCCUCUGAAACUAGCACCGUUGCCUGAGGCCAUCGCCAUGGAUUCUUGAAAGCUGCUUACAACUUAACACAGGUAACAGUUGAAAGUUGAAGCUUUGUUUUCUGUAACAAAGUUGCUUUCUGCUGAUUUAGGUAAGACUCUUUUUUUAUCUUCAGAUUUUCAACAGAAUAAAGCUAAUAGAGUAUUGAGGCAAAAGGAUCCUUGUUUUGCCUAGAAUUUAUGUUAUUUCCAUCACCAAAUAAUCAAAUGAAAUUCCACUUUUUUGUUCA
Salvia miltiorrhiza (redroot sage) is the source of this 1136-nucleotide messenger RNA. RefSeq names its product gamma-glutamylcyclotransferase 2-1-like. Gene Ontology annotation, molecular function: glutathione specific gamma-glutamylcyclotransferase activity; gamma-glutamylcyclotransferase activity. The record is from RefSeq and is a predicted model, not a curated record. Bases 248 to 916 code for a protein of 222 amino acids. Gene Ontology annotation, cellular component: cytoplasm. Lineage: Eukaryota; Viridiplantae; Streptophyta; Magnoliopsida; Lamiales; Lamiaceae. Gene Ontology annotation, biological process: glutathione catabolic process. The transcript has 7 exons.